This is a messenger RNA of Cooperia oncophora, 873 nucleotides long. NCBI's taxonomy places the organism in Eukaryota, Metazoa, Nematoda, Chromadorea, Rhabditida, Trichostrongylidae. The record is from the annotation of a GenBank genome assembly.
AUGCGGGAACGAAUAUGUCAGAGGGCCGAAAAAUCACAUUCGUUGAAAGCCGAACAAAGCGAACCUGAAACAAAGCCUACAUGUGACGAAGUCCCAGCAAUAAAGAAAAAGCGAUCCGGACGAAAACCUAAGUUUGCGACUUUCUCAGAUGCAAGGAGCAUUCAUCAGCAUGCAUCAGCAGACAAGCGAAACAUGAUACUCUCCACCGUAUUAUCAUUGCUUGUGGCGGCAAACUGCUACCGUCUUUCGCGGAAAGAAAAUGAACUGUUGCAGAAAAGCUGCGGUGUGGGCAAUUUAGGGUCUUCCUCUACAAUGAAAAUACUUGGCGGACAUCUUAUAAAGCCAGGCGAGUAUCCCUGGAUGGUCAAGCUGCACUUUCCCAUAGAUCUGGGAUUUAUACAAACUGUGACCACAUGCAGUGCAUCGUUAAUCUCUCCACGACACAUUCUCACAGCCGCACAUUGUACGAAAUACCUCAGCUAUUCGAAUGUCACAGAUGAAUGCGAUGGAAAGCUAAAGAAUUCCGUGUUCUCGGAACUCAAGCCAGAAGAAUUCGCCGCGUACGUUGGGACCCUCUGUAAUCCUCCCGAAAGAUGUAAUAUUGCACACUCAGUCUCGAAGGUUUUUGUCGACAAGAAAUGGGACCGCUGUGCGCUUUUGAAGGAGGAUAAGUUUCUCCCGUUUACGCACGACCUUGCUGUUCUCGAACUCAGUAGGGAAGUCAGCAGCAAGGAUGCCAUCCCAAUUUGCUUACCGAACAGGAAACUUGAACUGGCAAAAGAACUUCAGGCUGCAGGAAGUGGAUUUGAAAACUGUAAGUUUAUGUAUCUUGUAUUGUAUACAGCAAUGAGAAAUGUUGACAUUUGUCAAUAA